CUGCUCCCGUACCAGGUCGAGGCCGUCGGGUUCGCGAUGGAACGCGGCGGCCGCGUCUUCUUAAACGAUGAGAUGGGCCUGGGCAAGACCGCGCAGGCCUUGACGCUCAUGCGCCAGUACCCCAACGACUGGCCGGUCUUGGUCGUCGCGCCCAAGGCCGUGCUCACGCAGUGGGAGCAGGAGGUCCACCGCUGGAUCGCGUCCAACGUCCAAACGAUACUCACGUCGUGGAACUACGACAGCCAGAUCUGCAUCUGCACCUACGACAUCUUCCGGGCGAACCGGACGCUGCAGGCGCCGCCCGGGGGUGCGCAGUGGCGCUGCGUGAUCCUCGACGAGAGCCACAAGUGCAAGGACCCGAGCACCAAGCGCGCGAAGGAGAUCAUGCCCGUGGUCAUGCGCGCGGAUCACGUCGCGCUGCUGACCGGGACGCCGGCGCCCGCCGGCGCGAACGACCUCUGGAGCCAGCUCAAGAUGGUGCUGCCCAAAGCCGCGCAGGAUCACAUGCCGUUCCACAACCAAUGGCAGCAGCGCUACUGCGUGUGCAAGGAAAUCUACACGGGCUUGCGCACGAUCGAGAAUUGGACGGGAUUCAAUCCCGGGACCCAGACCGAGGUCAACGGCCUGUUGAAGACGAUGCAGAUGCGGCGGCUUAAGACGGAGGUCCUGACGCAGCUCCCCGAGAAGCAGCGGCACGUGCUCUACCUCGAGGCGUCGCCGGGCGCCGCGAACAAGGCGAGCGGCCUCAAGGCGAAGUUCGAGGCCCUGCGGAACAAGGACGAGAUCCUCGCCGCGGACCAGGAGCCGCCGUGCGUCGAGUGGGUCAAGGAGCACUUCUUCGAGGACGACAACGACACGCAGAAGAUCAUCGUCUUCGCGCACCACCGCGAGGUGCUCGACAGGCUCGAGGCCGGCUUCCAGAAGAUCAAGGGGGCGACGACGAUCCGCGUCGACGGCUCGGUGCCCGGCGCGCAGCGCGAGGAGCGCAUUAAGCGGUUCAAGACGGACGCGACGUGCCGCGUGGCCCUGCUGUCCAUGGGCACGUGCUCCAACGGCCUGAACAUGACCGAGGCGUCGACGAUCCUCUUCGCGGAGAUGACCUGGUCGCCGACGGACCACAUGCAGGCCGAGGACCGCAUCCACCGCGUCUCGCAGACGAACGCGUGCAACAUCUACUACGCGAUGCUCCCGAAUUCCCUGGGCUCGUUCAUGUUCCGGCGGCUCCAGGCGAAG
Aureococcus anophagefferens is the source of this 1233-nucleotide messenger RNA. RefSeq lists its product as hypothetical. The transcript is spliced from 3 exons. The record is from RefSeq and is a predicted model, not a curated record. Gene Ontology annotation, molecular function: ATP-dependent chromatin remodeler activity; ATP binding. The annotation marks the transcript as partial. Gene Ontology annotation, biological process: replication fork processing; DNA repair. NCBI's taxonomy places the organism in Eukaryota, Pelagophyceae, Pelagomonadales, Pelagomonadaceae.